GCUCACACAUAUAAAAUUGGUGAGAAGUGGAUUGGCAGCAGCAAGCCGGAAUGGUUUCAUUAUUUUCUGUGUGGAUGGCAGGGUAUCAUGGAACGUUUCUGUGUUUCUCCAAAAGGCAUGAAUGUGCUCAUCUCCGGUAACAUACCACCAAGCGCUGGGCUUUCGAGCUCCAGCGCGUUAGUAUGUGCCGGUGCGCUGGCGACGCUUGCUUUUCACACGGGCAAGAGUUUUGAUGAGAUUGAUAAGGUGGAUUUUGCUGAACUGUGCGCAAAAGUUGAGCGGUACAUCGGAAUGGAAGGUGGCGGCAUGGAUCAAGCAGUUGAAGUCUUAGCUGAGGAAGGAUCAGCGCUUCGGAUUGAUUUUGGGCCACUCACUUUUUCGCGAGUUGCGCUCCCAGAAAAUGCUCUUUUCGCAGUGGUUCAUUCCGGAGAGACUCUUAACAAAGCUGCCACCAGUCAGUACAACGAACGUGUUGUGGAGUGCCGCCUUGCUGCACAGGUGAUGGCGAAGGCUUGUGAAAUUGAGGAUUGGAAAGAAAUCCGAACCUUAAAGCAGUUGGCGGAGCGGCUGCAGAAGAGCGCAAGCGAAAUGCUUAGUGUGGUGGAUGAAAUCCUACAGUCUCCUGUGUACACGAAAGACAGCGCACUGAGUCUGCUCGGUAUAACGGACGACGAGUUCAGCAAAAUCGUUCUUUCAGCGAACACUCAACACAUGGAAGUGUUCAAGCUGUAUCAAAGGGCAGGACAUGUUUACGCUGAGGCCGAUCGAGUGCGCCGCUUCCAUGAAGCUUGCAAAACUGGAGAUGUUAAAGAAAUGGGACGGCUGAUGAACGAUAGUCAUACAAGUUGCCGAGACCUAUAUGAAUGCUCCUGCGAUAAGCUGGAUGAAGUGGUUGAAAAGUGCUUGAGAAGUGGUGCACUGGGUGCGCGACUCACUGGAGCUGGUUGGGGUGGUUGUGCUGUUGCUCUUUUCGACAAAGAACAAGAUCUGGAAGUGUUGUUUUGGAGUCGUCCUGCAGCCGGUAUACGCUUGAUCGAAUGCUAA
This is a messenger RNA of Gongylonema pulchrum, 1044 nucleotides long. The record is from the annotation of a GenBank genome assembly. NCBI's taxonomy places the organism in Eukaryota, Metazoa, Nematoda, Chromadorea, Rhabditida, Gongylonematidae.